Pangasianodon hypophthalmus (striped catfish) is the source of this 3632-nucleotide messenger RNA. It is a transcript of the gene adam19a, whose product is annotated as ADAM metallopeptidase domain 19a. Gene Ontology annotation, molecular function: metalloendopeptidase activity. NCBI's taxonomy places the organism in Eukaryota, Metazoa, Chordata, Actinopteri, Siluriformes, Pangasiidae. The record is from RefSeq and is a predicted model, not a curated record. Gene Ontology annotation, biological process: proteolysis. Bases 320 to 3163 code for a protein of 947 amino acids. The transcript is spliced from 23 exons.
GUGUCAGAGAGAGAGAGAGGCGCGGAUAUAUAUGUGUGUGUGUGUGUGUGUGUGUAUGUGUGUGUAUGUGUGUGUGUAGCGGGUGACGCGCUCUGCUCUGCGGGGUUACACGCCAGUCUCCAGUCACGCGUGUGCGUUAAACCUCUACUCGGCAUGGCUUUCUCUCCUCUUGGAGCUCUACAUUAGAUCCAUUUCUAGUUUUCUCUCACACCGGCGGGGCUGAGAGUGAGAGAGAGAGAGAGAGAGAGAGGGAGAGAGGGAGAGAGAGAGAGAGAGAGGAGACAGAGGAGCAGUCCGCUACACGGAGACCGGAGCAGGCAUGUAUACCAAACACAGGCAGAAAAAGCGACUUGUCCUGUCGGCACAAAACGCGCGCGCUGUCUUGCCUCUUCUGCUCGUGAGCAGUUUAUUAGGACCAGCGGACGCUAAUCUCCGGGAAGGAGCAUGGAAGGAGCGAGGACAGAAAGUGACGGCUCACUGGAUCCCCCACACCAUGGUACACAAAGACCCAGGAACGACUUCGCAGGAUCAGUUUCCAGAGAGGGGAGAGAUUCUUGUCUCAGCAGCGGACCUGGAGCUAAUUCUAGAAGUGGAACGUAAUCAGGAACUUCUGGCUAAAGACUUCACUGAGACUCACUAUGAAGACAGCCGGCCAGUUACCUAUACUAACGGUCACACUGAUCAUCAUUGCUUCUAUCAUGGAAGUGUUAAGAACCAUUCCUCUUCCUGGGUUGCUCUAAGCACAUGCUCUGGAGUGAGGGGCCUCAUUGUGCUGAACUCCAGUGACACUUACUACUUAGAGCCAGUAGAAGGGCAAGAGAUUCUCCACCACGUCUUCUAUCACACAGACGACCUGCCAAUUAAAGGUGGUACAUGUGGACACGGUCAUGAAACUGGACAUAAAGGCCUUCUCAGCGGUCUCCUUAAACCUUUGCAUCAAAGGGUGAAACGAAAUGCCUGGGGCACAACUAAGUACAUGGAGCUUUAUAUAGUUGCUGACAACACACUGUACAGAAAGCAAAACAAGGACCUUGAAAAAACUAAACGGAGAAUAAUGGAAAUUGCCAAUUACGUCGAUAAGUUUUACAGAGCUCUGAAUAUCCGGGUGCCUCUGAUUGGUCUAGAGGUGUGGACAGACCGUGAUCAGUGCAUUAUCAACGAAGAGCCCAACGCCACUCUGUGGUCCUUCCUGCAGUGGAGACAGAAGCUCAAGUCCCGCAAGAAACACGACAACGCACAACUUCUCACGGGGGUGAUAUUCAAGGGCACCACUAUUGGCAUGGCUCCCCUUGAAGGCAUGUGCAGUCAUGAAAAUUCUGGCGGCAUUAAUGUGGAUCAUUCGGAUUUGCCCAUUGGGGCGGCUGCCACCAUGGCUCAUGAGAUUGGCCAUAACUUUGGCAUGAGCCAUGACCAUGAAGGUUGCUGUGUGGAAGCCACAGCCGAGCAGGGAGGCUGCGUGAUGGCAGCAGCUACGGGGCAUCCGUUCCCUAAAGUCUUCAGCCGCUGUAGCAAGAAGGACCUGGAUAACUACUUCCAGAAAGGAGGCGGGAUGUGCCUGUUCAACAUGCCCAACAUGAAGGACCUGGUGGGGGGGAAGAGGUGCGGGAAUGGCUUUGUAGAGGAAGGGGAGGAAUGUGACUGCGGAGAACCUGAGGAAUGUACGAAUGACUGCUGCCAUGCCAGUAACUGCACUCUGAAGCAGGACGCACAGUGUGCCCACGGCGUUUGCUGUGAAGGCUGCAAGCUGAAGCAGGCAGGUACGAUGUGCCGUAGUGCAGCUGGCUCAUGUGACCUCCCCGAGUACUGCACGGGUGGAUCUCCCUACUGCCCAUCUAACGUUUACCUCCUGGAUGGAUCCACAUGCCAGUACGGCCACGCUUACUGCUAUAACGGCAUGUGCCUCACUCACGAGCAACAGUGCCUGCAGCUGUGGGGCUACGGUGCACGGCCUGCACAUGAUGCAUGUUUCCAGGAUGUCAAUGCAGCAGGAAACGCUUUCGGAAACUGCGGCAAGGACGCACAUGGCAAUUAUGUCAAGUGUGAGAAAAGUGAUGCCAAAUGUGGGAAGAUCCAGUGCCACAGCGCCGCCAAAAAGCCAAAGGGCACUAACGCCGUGUCCAUCGACACCACCAUCCGCACAGAUGGCAUCGAGGUGAAAUGCCGUGGCACAUAUGUGUACAGCACUCAGGACGGGCAGGGGGACCUUCCUGAUCCUGGCCUCGUCAUGACUGGCACCAAGUGUGGAGAGGGCAAGGUGUGCAAGGAUCGUCGUUGUCAAAAUGCUUCUUUCACCGAGCUGGAGGCCUGCAUUGCCCGUUGCAAUGGUCAUGGGGUGUGUAACAGCAACAGUAACUGCCACUGUAACCGAGGCUGGGCGCCACCCUUUUGUGAUAAACCAGGGCUGGGAGGCAGCGUGGACAGUGGACCGGUGCAGUAUGACAGCCAGGUGGGGCUAGUUGUCGGCCUGCUCUUUGCUUUUCUGGUGUUGCUCCCUGCUGUUCUCAUCGCCUUUUACUGCAUCAAAAUCAAGACCUCCUAUUAUCACAAAUGGCUCUCACAGAGGGAGAAGAGCAAGGCUAACAACAGACAUGAAAAUUCCAAGGGGAAGAGUGGACACUUGAACCCAGCUUUCCAUCUGAAGGUAGUGGGACCGUCCAACAAAAGCGCCAAUCUUAAGCUACCUCAUACAAGUAAGGAAGUGCUCCCUCUGCGACCAGGCCCCGCCUCCAAUGGCACCCAGCCGGUCAACAUUGUCCGUCCCCUCCGGCCCGCCCCCUCCCCCCACCUACGUGAUGUCAAAGUGCCUCGGCCUCCUCCUCCCGUCAGCAAACCGCUGGAGGAAGCCAAGUGUAGUCCUACUGCUGCCAAACUCAGCCCUCCCAAGAAACCCCUGCCCCUCAACCCCACACGCAGCCCACUGAUGGCAUCAGAAGUCCAGCCGAAGCCUUCCCCCACACCCCCACAGAGGCCUCUCCCUGUGAGCCCCAGCCGCGGAGCCCAGGCCAAACCUUCCGGUGGAGCCGGGGGGUUGCUGGUGAUGAUGCCCUCUGCGGUGGGCCCCAAGCCUGUGGGCAAGGUCACCGCCAUUCCUCCUCUCAGAGCACUCAGACCUGUUCCAGGACCCAAACCAAACACAGUCUCGCAGUCCCCUUUUCGAAAAUGACCUUCAUAGGAUCAACUUUAAAGACAACAGCCAGCCUAUUUGCACUAUAUAAAGGCCUUCAUUGGGAGAUUUGUAAUUUUGUGGAAAAGCAGGGGACAAAUGUACGGUGCUAAGGCCGGGACAUUCUAGGCCUCGCUUAUUUAAGCCUGAGUACAAUCCAGCCCAGUGUCCGAGGGGACCGGAUUUUGCAUGGAUCAGAAUGCAGAUUUAGACAAGAUGCUUCGUAUGGGGCAUCACAUUGCCAAAACCUUGAUUUUUUUUAACUUUACAGUUUUCUUGUAUGAAGUGUUGUUGUUGUGUUAUGUCAUUGUCGUGUUUACAUUUUUUAUUACUAUUAUUAAUUGUGUGUUAAUUUGCCAAAGAAUUUAUGUUUGAAUGUCAAUCUAAUGUGUCCUUUGCUGUACGUAUUUUUGCAUUUGUUAUAUAAAAUGCACCAUUAUAGGUUUUUAUUAAAAACUGUGUUGUCGUA